CUUCGUCUCCGUCUCCGCCUCCAUCCAGUUUUUCACUCGUAUAUCAACAAUCACACCACCGCAGCCCGCACUGCACACACACACGACACAUGGCAAAAAUACGCGGGCCCCCUGCGGAACAGCACUUCUGAAGGCGGCGGCUGUGUUCAGUUCUAGUGGAACCUCCGUUUGGAGAGCACGCGAUUCCCCAUUUCCAAACCGAAGCGAUCCUUCCUUGCUGGCAACUGUCCACCCGACUCCUUCUCCAUUCUCAAGAUGUCCCUUGUGCGAUUGAUCGGCGCUGAGGCCCGCCAGAUGGCGAAGAGGACGUACUCCUCCGCCGCUCCAACCACCAAGCUCUUCAUCGACGGCAAGUUCGUGGAGUCCAAGACGAAGGAGUGGAUCGAUGUGCACGAUCCGGCCACCAACAAGGUGGUGACCCGCGUGCCGAAGGCCACCCAGGAUGAGAUGCAGACGGCGCUGGAGUCGAACAAGAAGGCCUUCCGGUCGUGGAGCAAUCAGUCCAUACUGACCCGUCAGCAGGUGAUGUUCAAGCUGCAGGCCCUGAUCAAGGAGAACAUGGGCGAGCUGGCCAAGAACAUAACCAAGGAGCAGGGCAAGACCCUGGCCGAUGCCGAGGGCGAUGUCCUGCGCGGCCUCCAGGUGGUGGAGCACUGCUGCAGCAUCCCAUCGCUGCAGAUGGGCGAGACGGUGGCGAAUGUUGCCCGCGACAUGGACACCUAUUCGCUGGUUUUGCCCCUCGGUGUCACCGCCGGCGUGGCUCCCUUCAACUUCCCGGCCAUGAUUCCGCUGUGGAUGUUCCCCGUGGCCAUUACCACCGGCAACACCAUGCUGCUGAAGCCUUCGGAGCGCGUGCCCGGCGCCACAAUGAUGCUGAUGGAGCUGCUGAACGAGGCUGGGUGCCCGCCCGGCGUGGUGAACGUCAUCCAUGGCCAGCACGAUGCCGUCAACUUCAUUUGCGAUGCGCCCGAGAUCAAGGCCGUGUCCUUUGUGGGCUCCGACCAGGCCGGCAAGUACAUCUACGAGCGGGCCGGCAAGAACGGCAAGCGAGUGCAGUCGAACAUGGGGGCCAAGAACCACGGCAUUAUUCUGGCCGAUGCCAACAAGGAGAACACGCUGAACCAGUUGGCCGGCGCCGCCUUCGGUGCUGCCGGUCAGCGGUGCAUGGCUCUGUCCACGGCCGUCUUUGUGGGCGACGCCCAGGGCUGGAUCCCCGAUCUGGUGGACCGUGCCCAGAAGCUGAAGGUGAACGCCGGCCAUGUGCCCGGCACCGAUGUGGGACCCGUGAUCAGCGCCGCCUCCCGCCAGCGCAUCAACGAUCUGAUCGAGUCCGGCGUGAAGGAGGGCGCUAAGCUCAUCCUCGACGGACGCAAGAUCAGUGUGCCCGGCUACGAGGAUGGCUACUUUGUGGGCCCCACCAUUCUGAGCGACGUCACGCCCAGCAUGAAGUGCUACACCGAGGAAAUCUUCGGCCCCGUCCUGGUGAUCCUCAAGGCCGACACCUUGGACGCUGCCAUCGACAUUGUUAACGCCAAUCCCUAUGGCAACGGCACCGCCGUCUUCACCACCAAUGGCGCCGCUGCCCGCAAGUUCGUCAACGAGAUCGAUGCCGGCCAGGUGGGCGUCAAUGUACCCAUUCCGGUACCCCUGCCCAUGUUCUCCUUCACCGGCACGCGCGGCUCUUUCCGCGGCGACCAUCACUUCUACGGCAAGCAGGGCAUCAAGUUCUAUACCCAGACCAAGACCGUUACCCAGCUGUGGCGCGAGACGGACGUGACCCACACCCAGGCGGCCGUGGCCAUGCCCACCAUGAAGUAGGCGCUGCUCCGUGAUCCAUGAUCCAUGAUCCAAGAUCCGUGUCGAGCUGGAUAUAUGUAUAUGUAUGCACAGGACGUAUUUGGAAGCUAGAUAGAGAAGGAAUUAUUGCAUUUAUUUUUGUGCCUGUUUAGAUUUAAGACGAAGCGCUAUGUUGGAGACCAGCAAGAGGAGCUUGAAAAACUAUAAUGAUAAUAAAAUGUUUGAAACAGUGAA
Messenger RNA from Drosophila serrata, 2031 nucleotides. Its product is annotated as putative methylmalonate-semialdehyde/malonate-semialdehyde dehydrogenase [acylating], mitochondrial. Gene Ontology annotation, cellular component: mitochondrion. NCBI's taxonomy places the organism in Eukaryota, Metazoa, Arthropoda, Insecta, Diptera, Drosophilidae. The record is from RefSeq and is a predicted model, not a curated record. Gene Ontology annotation, biological process: L-valine catabolic process; thymine catabolic process. Gene Ontology annotation, molecular function: methylmalonate-semialdehyde dehydrogenase (acylating, NAD+) activity.